AUGGAAAUAUGGUUUCAUUUUUCAUUCCAACAUAAUAAUUUCCUUUUUUUUUAUUUGAAUAAUGCAGAAUUGGUGAGAGAAGCGUUUCAAGAAGCAUUCGAGACGAUUAAACGGUUACAAUAUAAAGCUUGGUGUAAGGCUAAUGAAGAAGAUAAGAAAACUAUUGAAAUAGAUCCAUUCCUUAUCACGCGUAAAGCCGUAAAGAAUUGUACACCAUUAUUGAAACUAUGUCCUGUUACUCGAGGUGGAGUAACAUACCAAGUGCCAUCCCCAUUAUCUGAAAAAGAGGCUGAAUUUCGUGCAAUUCAGACGAUGCGGAAUAUUAUACGAUCAAAAUGUCGGCGUGGCGCCGAUCACUUCCCAAAACUUUUGGCUGCAGAAAUCCUUGCGGCUUAUAAUAAUGAAGGUUUUACGAUUCAAGCUAAACAAGAACAUCACAAGUUAUGCGAAGCAAAUCGAGCAUAUGCACAUUAUCAUCAAAAGAUGAGUAGUACAAUAUUAAGCGACUUCGAGCAGCAAUAUUCGGUACAAACUGCUGAAAUAACAGCUCGUAUCGGCCGUUUGCAACAUUUGAACAAAACUGAGCAAAUCACUGGCAUAAAAGAUGUGCAAUGUCUUCUUAUGGAAGUUGAAAAUCUUCUCGAACAAAUGGAAAUUGCUGUUCAUGAACUGGAUCCGUCAAGGUUUCAUAUGAUGCCAUCCCCAUUAUCUGAAAAAGAGGCUGAAUUUCGUGCAAUUCAGACGAUGUGGAAUAUUAUACGAUCAAAAUGUCGGCGUGGCGCCGAUCACUUCCCAAAACUUUUGGCUGCAGAAAUCCUUGCGGCUUAUAAUAAUGAAGGUUUUACGAUUCAAGCUAAACAAGAACAUCACAAUGUUGAGCGGUCGAAAUAUGAUUUAAGAGUUAAAAGUUAUCGAAAUGAUAAAAAGCAGCUUGAUGCUGAAUUAAAUAAAGCUGUGCAAAGGUUGCGCAAUACUGUAGAUCGAGAUGAACUGUUGGCUUAUGAUAGUGAAAUCACAUUAAAUCAGGUAAGCAAUUUUUCGAUUAAAUUUAAGCAAGAUCAUUUGAUUGAAAAUACAGAGCGUUUGGAACGAACGUCUCGACGGCUUCAAGAUACUUAUAGACUAGUUCUGGAAACUGAACAGAUUGGAACCGAAGUAUUAGAAGAUUUGAAUUCACAACGAGAAACUUUAUCAAGAUCUCGAGAUCGAAUGCGUCAAGCAAAUACUGAUAUUGGUCGCAGUCAAAAAGUCUUGUCGCAAAUGAUUCGGAGGUUAAUUCAAAAUCGAUUAUUGCUUUUAAUAAUUGCUAUAUUCCUUCUAUUCUCACUUGUCUUUCUGAUUUAUAAGUCGCUGUAA
Messenger RNA from Dracunculus medinensis (Guinea worm), 1356 nucleotides. The record is from the annotation of a GenBank genome assembly. NCBI's taxonomy places the organism in Eukaryota, Metazoa, Nematoda, Chromadorea, Rhabditida, Dracunculidae.